Effrenium voratum is the source of this 1584-nucleotide messenger RNA. The record is from the annotation of a GenBank genome assembly. NCBI's taxonomy places the organism in Eukaryota, Dinophyceae, Suessiales, Symbiodiniaceae.
AUGGAGUGGAGUGGCCCUCGCUCCUACAGGUCCUUGCUGGAGGCCUUGCGACAAGAGGAGGAGCUGGAACGGCAGUUGGAGCUUGAGGCUCAGCAUGCGCAGGCCGAGUCCGCCGAGUUGCGUGCACAGAUCUUCUCGGAGGCCCAUGCCCAAGCAGCUGCAGAGGAGAGCGCGGCUGCUCUCGAAAUGUACCUUCAGGCAGCCCGGGACAAGGCAGCGGAUGCCUGGGCGAAGCACGAGGAGCCGCUGCAGCGCGCGGCGGUGCAGUUGGCGCGGGCCCGGCGCGGCGCGGCGGUUCUGGAGGAAGAGCAUGCGGACAGAUGGCAACAGCAGGAGAAGCUGCUUUGGCUUCAGCAGGAGGUGGCGCAGAUGGAUCUCCACGACAAGGGUCAUCAGGCGCAGCACCAGCUGUUGACGAAGAAGGCAGCACAGCAAGAAGAGCUGGUUGCAGAGCUGCGGCUGCAGCAUGAGCACCAUGAGGGUACAUUGACUGACGCGCAGUCAGCUGCCUGUCAGCAGGAGGCUGAGCUCACAAAGCUUGAGCAGAUGGUCUCCAGUUACACGUUCCAAGUGACCGCCGCCGGCACGCAGCUGGAGCAGGUGGCUUCUGAGAUCUUUUCCCUGUCAGAGCACCACGAUCGCGAGGUUGCAGUGAUGCAGCAGGAGUUGCAGCUGAGGGACGAGGAGCUCGAGGCCGUCAGCAGGGAGGUGCUGGCACUGCGAGCAGAGGCAAUGCGGACGGAGUCGACACAGCUGCUUCGGCAGUUCCAGGACGUGCCCAGCGGGGUGCACGCCCUGGGCGAGCAAUGCGCGCAGUGCUGGCCUCAGCUCGGCUUGGGGCAUCGGAUUUUGGCCUUCCCACAAGACGGCCACGUGGCUCAAGAGAGCAUGCCUGCUCUCAGCGUAGAGUACAUCAAACAUGCCUCCGGGGAGUUCGACGAGGAGUCCGUGUUCCAGGCCAUUCUGAGCAACCGCUCCAUCUCAAAGAUCGAGCAGCUGAGCAAGUGCUGCAACCUGCGAUGGCUGGAUCUAUCCAAGAAUCAGAUCAUGCGCAUGGAGAACCUGGAGGGCCUCGGUCAGCUCGUCUCAGUGGACCUGUCCUUUAACAAGAUUCUGAAGGUCGGUGAUUUGAGCGGGGCGCCAAUUCUGGAGAGGCUCAUGCUCAAGGCGAAUCCCAUCUCCAAGUUGCAAGACUUGGAAGGCCUGAAGACGGCGCGGGCCCUGCGCCAUCUCGCCUUCCAGAACGUGGACACCUCGGACUCUUGUCCUGUGUGUUCCACCCCAGAGUACCAGCGCACAGUGCAGCAGCACUGCAAAGACUUGGUGGCGCUGGACAGCAAGCGAUUUGCUCUUCCCGACCUGGAUCGAGAGAUCCGGCGCCUGGACGAGCAGACCGCCAUAGACGUACCUGAUCCUGAGCCCUGGUUCACCCAAGCGGACUUGGACUUGGGCGAGCUGCCCAGCCCAGAGGAGCUUGAGGAGACCCUGAAGGAUCCCAUCCAGGACUUCCAGGCUGCCAUGGCCGAAUGCAAGCAAGUGUUCAGAGAGGCAGAAGAACUGCUUCGACUGCAAGAGGCUAGCUGA